CCAGCCGCCCGGGGAAGGUUCUACCGAGUCUCCAGCGUUCCAUAGAAGGCCGGGCACGUUCCAAGGCCCAGGGCAGGCAAGCGAAGUGGGCAGCUGGGGGGCGCUGGUCGCAGCAGGACUUGGCUAGUAGCUGCCCCUGGAGCAGGACUCGAGCCUCCCCAGCCAAACCCACAUCUUUCCCCCCACCUCCCCCGCCACCGAGCCGAGACGAUGCCCAAUGAGUCCUCAUUCAGCAAGCCCUCGGCUUCCUCGGAGCAUCAUGGCCAGGGGGGUAAGAUGGGCAGCUUCGGCAAGGCAGCCGCUCUGAUGGCCGCUGCCGGGGCUGGAGGGGGCUCCACGGGCUUGGCUCAAGCUGCCGCCGCCUCGGGGAAGAAAUCCCCCCGGCUGCCCAAGUGCGCCCGCUGCAGGAACCACGGCUACUCCUCUCCCCUGAAGGGGCACAAGCGGUUCUGCAUGUGGAGGGACUGCCAGUGCAAAAAGUGCAGCCUGAUCGCUGAGAGGCAGCGGGUGAUGGCAGCCCAGGUGGCUUUAAGGAGGCAGCAGGCUCAAGAAGAGGAACUAGGGAUCAGCCACCCAAUCCCUCUGCCCAGUGCCACAGAGCUCUUUGUUAAGAAGGAAAACAGUGGUGGAAGCUCCUGUUUGCUGUUGGAAAGCAGCAGCCCAACUCACUCAACAAGCACGGUGACUACAGUGUCCACCUCACCAUCAGGGGUGCAGUUUGAAGACCUCGGGCUAUGGAGAGAUGAUGCAGAGCCCAGUUUGGCCUGUACAAACUUUAUUACAGAGGGACGGAUGCUUAUUCAGGAUGUUCCUUCCAUCACCAGCAGAGGGCAUCUGGAGAGCACAUCUGACUUGGUCGUGGACUCCACCUACUACAGCAGUUUCUAUCAGCCAUCCCUGUAUCCUUACUACAACAACCUGUACAACUACUCCCAAUACCAGAUGGCUGUGGCCAGUGAAUCUUCCUCAAGUGAGAUGGGGGGUUCAUUAGUAGGCUCACCUGUGAAAAACAGCCUACGAAGCCUACCCGCCACAUAUAUGUCAAGCCAGUCAGGAAACCAGUGGCAGGUAAAGAGCUCCGAGAACCGCCAUGCCAUGGGCUCUCAGUACAGGAUGCACUCUUACUACCCACCUGCUCCAUACCUGGGCCAGAGUGUUGGAACCCCUGCAUGUGUUCCACAGAUCUUCACUUUUGAGGACAGCCCUUCAUACUCCGAAUCAAAAGCCAGCGGAAGAAAAUAAUCCAUGUACAAAAGAGCUGAUCAUUGCACAAUUAGGUGUGAGAAGCUGUUGUCGAAAUUGUGAUGAGAUUAAUGUUAUGAUUAUGGAAUGAAGCGGUGCCGUAGCCAUAAUGGUCCAGGAAAUAUGUAAGAAACAAGGUUCCUUGUGAUAUCUUUUAUUGGACCAGCCAUGUAGUUGGGAGAUAUUAGGCAAACUUUUGGCCACAAAGUACCAUAGUUCAGGUCUGAAGACUUCCUGACAAUCUGAAAACCUGAAGAACCUUCAGAAGACUUGGAGACCGUCUGAGGAAGGUAACCCUAAGGAAAGGCACUUUGUGCCCAGAAACUUGUUCUGACUUUUUCCCAAUGAUACAGAUAAUCCAAUAAAAGAUCUCACCAAAACUCCCUGCCUCUUGCAAAUGUGGAAGACUGUGUUUUUGAAGCAACCAGAGAGAGAGAGAGACUGGAAGACACAACAAAAGUAGAAAGUAGUUGCCACAAAACAAACACGCUUCCCUAAAGAUAUUGAAAACAGUGUAAAAAAAUAAGCUAUUGAAUGGAUUCUGUGGAGAAAGGACUUAGCAGUGUUUGCUAGUAAUUAGAGCUGAUCAAGAAUUUUCUGGCAAAACAGGUUUGAAAUGGAAAAAUGCUGACUUAUCAAAACAUCUUAUAUUUCACAGAUUCUUAUCAGUUUUGACAAACUUCCAGUGAAACACUGACAGAUUGUAUUGAAAACCUGCCUGGUUUCCUGCUUGCUCACCUGGCAGUCUGUUGGGUAGUCAGGACUUCCAAAAACUGCAGCUCUGGGACAUCCUAUACUUCCAGGCUCUAUGAUGGAGCCUGUAGUGCAGCCUUGAGAAACUUGGGUGACACCAGGCUAUCUGUCCCAUUGACAGGUCACUGGGCACACAGAAUGUAUUUUAACAUAAAAAAGUAAGGUCAUGUACAGAAUGUGACAGCUGGGUACUUCUCUAUUUUGCACGAGACAUGACCUGGACACAUAGGCACUGUCUUUAAUUACCAAAGAUGGAAAAAAAAAAGUUUUGAUAGCUGAUUCAGGGCUAAAAUUCUUCUAUUCUGAUACUGUUGCUUCUGUAACUUCUCAGUCUGUGCUUGGCUUUCUGUAAACUGAGAUAACCAGAGUAAGAAUGCCUACCUGUAUUGUGAUGGGAGGUAGUAUAAAAGUGAAAACUGAUUAUGAUGAAGACAAAUUUACAUCAGAAGGUUCAGAUUUCAAUUUGGAGUGAGUCUUUCCUGCUUUCAAAAUGCAGGAUUGGUUUGUGGGAUGAGCACUUGCUGCAAAUCGUAUCUCUUUGUGGAAAGUAUUAGCUGCCAGAUUUCCAACUGGGAUAAAUUGGGAUUUCAGCAAAGCUAUGCUGCGUCAUGUCACUUGAGAAUCUGGCCCUUACAGAAUUGCAGGGGGAGACAUUUCUGCGAGAGAUGUUUGUAUGAAGAAGCUAAGUAAGGCUUCAGUUUACAAAUUUCACAAGCCACAAGGAGGAGCUGAAUGGUUAGGACACUUUCCUGGAGAGUUGGAGCACCAGGUUCUGAGUAACAUUUUCCCAGAGGAGGUCUCAGCAAAGUUGUAACCAUCAGCCAAAGCCUAGAUAUUGCCAAAGCAUCCUCCACCCUUCUUUUUGAAGCUAGCUCCCUGUGCAGUCAAGAGAAGAUAAAUGGGGUUAGGGGUACAGGCAGUCCUCGACUUACAACGUUUCGAGUUACAAUAUUUUGCACUUACAACGUUUAUCAAUUGACACCCUGUUUCAACUUUCUGAUGUCAGUUUCAACUUUACAACACUUGAUCUGACGCCAAGCCAUGCCAGCGAACAAGUUCGCUGUGUCACCCAUCUCCCUGGACAACAUCUGUCCAAACUUCCUUGGACACUUUAACAAAGCAGACAAGACUCCAGAAAAACCUGCAGCCAAGACUCCUGAGAAGACUCCAGCCAAGAACCCUUCAAAAAGUCCAACCAAGAGCCCUUCAAAACAUCCAGCAAAGUCUCCUCAAAGAAAUCCUUCCAAAUCAAUAUGCUUGCUAUUUACAAUAUAAAUACAUUAAUGUAGCUAUAUUACUUAUCUAUAAUGGAUUGAGUCAAAAUUCUGGGUUAUUUGUGGUGAAAAUAGAGUAUCGGGACUUGGUUCAGGAACCACCAAUUACAACAUUGUUUCCCAUGGGAAAAUCGGUUCCGAGUUACAAUGUUUCGACUUAAGACGUGGUUUUCAGGAACCAGUUGUGUCGUAAGUCUGAGGACUGCCUGUACAAGCUAGGGUAGUGCCCAUGAAUUAGUGAGAUAGGCAGUGCCUUGAAAGGGAAGGGGUUUUUCUGCAUUUUCCAUGUACUAGCCAUUGGAUAAAAUUGAGUGGCCUAGCAUUUGCUACCUUGGGACCAGGGGCAGGGGCCAGAAAUAAGGGCCUUUUUUAAGGCAGUGGCCUGCUCACCGAGCCACACACCUUUUUAGCAUACGCUGGGCAUGUCUACACGUAUAUCAAUGAUCUGUAAUUACAAAACAUUAGGUUUAUUACUUAAUGCACCAUAAUCAGUGCUACUACGCAGUAGCACCAGCACAUCUUUUAGGUGAUGCUAAUGCGCAGUAAACUAAUUCCGCUGUGCAUUAGCGUAUUAGCAUGGCUUUUGCUGUGACAUGCUAAUGUGCAGUAGAAUUAGUCUACUGUGCUUCUAGUAUUUCUUGUAGAUGCAGCCACUGUCACCAACUCUACAGGCAAGUGUCCCAACCACUGGGCUAUAGGGCAACUUCUUGUGGUUUUUCUGGUCUUACAAAGAGAUUAUACAUCUACCCAGGUGAAUAGGAUCAUAACAGUGCAUAAAUGGCCAGAGUGCCAUCUGAGCAUGUUCAGAAGAACCUGAUAAGUGGUAUAGAGAGGAGUUAGAUCUAAAAAUCUGCAUACAUGGCUCAAAAAGCCACUUAUUCUCCAAAAGGGGAGUUGGAUUUUAGGCCUUCAUUCUUGCAUAGAUACUGACAUCUGGAAUUAGCUUUUGGAUUGGAUUAUCCAAAAAAGGCAUAACCUGCCACACUUAUUUCCACAUCACCUGCCUAUUUUAAUUGCAGGUGGAGAGGAAAAAAAAAAGUCUUUGUUUAAUUGUUUCAAAGAUUAUUUUAAGGGAAUUUAAAGACAGGAGAGGGGUAGAAGAGUUUAACAAGGGAUAUUUUCCCCAGCUUCUGGUUUCUAAUUACAGCUGUUAUUGCCCAGCCUUCUGAGUAACUAAGAGUACAAGCAUGAACUAGAAAAGAAUGAGAUAAUCCAUAACAGAUCAAGCUGAAUAAAGAUCUCCAUUCAUACCUUUUAUCCCUGGUUCUGAGUGCCAAGAAUUAAUGCUAUUUGAAAGUACACAAUGAACUUGCCAUACUGUGGGCAUCUAGGAUAAUCCUAAUUACUUUAAAUGUUAGUGAGAAGGGCAGGAGCUUCACAGUGGAAAAAGAUUCUAUUGUGAAAUAAUGGAUGUGUUAGGUGCCAUGGAAUGGACAUGACUUUGUUCCCAAAUGUUUAGGCCUGUCAUUUUCAUACGAAGGUGAGUCAUGUGUGCUAAGAUAUGUUCUAAAAGCAAAGUACUAUACUUGAUUCUGUCCCUCUUUUAUUUAAUUUUCAACUUUUUUAGUACUGAAUCAACAUAAAACGUGUUAAAAUAUAUUGACCAAAAAGAGUUUUAAGAGUAAAUGGUAAUUGAUUGAUGCAUUUCAGUGUGGAAUCUUUUGAAUGUGUUCUGAAGGCAAGGUUGCAACUAAGUUUUUAAUUGACCAGUUACUGUGAGUAUUUGAUAUUAGAGAUCUCAGAUCGAAUUAGGGCCUUUCUGUGCUAUGUGCUCUGUCAACAUGUGGGAAGAGACAGUGCUUCUCUUAAAGAGCAUGCAGAAGUCAUGAUGUGGUAACAUGCAUUAGGUGAAUGUACUCCAUGAUUUUAGUGGGAUAGUGCUUCAGUACACAAGGGAUAAUGCCCAUUAGGGGUGUGCAAAGCAGGCUGUAUUUGAUUUGGAUUCAGCCUGAAUUGGGGACAGUGAUUCGAUUUGUUGAUUUGGAUAGCUGUCCCCGAUUCAAUUCAGCCAAAUCGGAAUCUGAAGAUUCAUGCUGAUUCAGAGAAUCAGCGAUUUGGCCACAGACACAGCUUUAAAUGUUUUUUCUACAUACCUCGAGGUACUAGAGCGGCUUGUGAACGCUGCGAUGGUGGGGCAGAUGGAGCCCCCCACGUGCUCAGCGGCGAACCCAGAAGUGGACAGGAAGUACUUCUGGUCCACUUCCGGGUCUGCUGCCAAGCGCCCUGGGGACCCCACCGUGCUCCUGUGGGAUGCUCUAUUCACCUUACCAUCACAGCAUUCAUGAGCCGCCUGGUACCUUUAGCUAUGUAGAAAAAACAUUUAAAGCUGUGUCUUGUCACAACCCAAAGUUGUGAUUUUUUGUUUGUGAGUCCUUCGGCACUGCUAAAUUAUUUUUCCCGCUAAAUUGCAGCUUCUUUGCACGGUGGAGUUUUCUGCUGCAGAAGAGAACCCCGGUGCAACGGAGAAUUUCCCGCCAAUUUGAAGCUUUCUUUGCAUGGUGCAUUUCUUUUGCAUCUAAGAAAUGCACAGUGCAAGGAGUUCCCGCCAUUUGUAUGAGAAUUCGUGCCACAUUAUUGGCCGGUUCUAACAUAUGCACACGUGGCGGCUAGCGAUUGGCUUGCUAGCCGUAUAAAGAGCUUGAGUGGUUUCCGCCCAAGUUGGAGGACUCCACGAACACCAGGAGAGAGAGAGAGAAAACCUUCACCUUGCGUGAAGAUCUCUAAGCGCUGCGGAUCCUUACGGACCCAACGCAUUUCUUAAAAGGCAAUAGAGGCCUGAACAGCCUCUGGCCUCUCCCCGUCGCCGAUAAAUUCCUAGACGUAUCCCUUCCUGUACGAGAAACUACCGAACCCAUGGAGCUUCAACAACUCUGGGGAAAAGAACGAAUUUGUCGUAGUCCUCUAACGAGGAUUUAAGCGGAGCUGUACCUGGAAACUGUCCAGCCUACACCACGACCAUCUUUGGUGUAAGUAAACAAUCUUUAAAUCAA
Messenger RNA from Alligator mississippiensis (American alligator), 6259 nucleotides. It is a transcript of the gene DMRT1, whose product is annotated as doublesex and mab-3 related transcription factor 1. Gene Ontology annotation, molecular function: RNA polymerase II cis-regulatory region sequence-specific DNA binding; DNA-binding transcription factor activity, RNA polymerase II-specific. The transcript is spliced from 7 exons. Gene Ontology annotation, biological process: regulation of transcription by RNA polymerase II; sex differentiation. The record is from RefSeq and is a predicted model, not a curated record. Gene Ontology annotation, cellular component: nucleus. NCBI's taxonomy places the organism in Eukaryota, Metazoa, Chordata, Crocodylia, Alligatoridae. The coding region runs from base 211 to 1242 and encodes 343 amino acids.